AUGAUGGGCUCCGUGCUCCCGGCCGAAGCCCUGGUGCUCAAGACCGGGCUGAAGGCGCCGGGGCUGGCGCUGGCCGAGGUCAUCACCUCCGACAUCCUGCACAGCUUCCUGUACGGCCGCUGGCGCAACGUGCUGGGCGAGCAGCUCUUCGAGGACAAGAGCCACCACGCCAGCCCCAAGACGGCCUUCACCGCCGAGGUCCUGGCGCAGUCUUUCUCCGGCGAGGUGCAGAAGCUGUCCAGCCUGGUGCUGCCGGUGGAGGUGAUCAUCGCGCAGAGUUCCAUCCCCGGCGAGGGCCUCGGCAUCUUCUCCAAGACGUGGAUCAAGGCCGGCACUGAGAUGGGCCCCUUCACUGGCCGAGUCAUCGCCCCGGAACACGUGGACAUCUGUAAGAACAACAACCUCAUGUGGGAGGUGUUCAAUGAAGAUGGCACAGUGCGCUAUUUCAUCGACGCCAGCCAGGAGGACCACCGGAGCUGGAUGACCUACAUCAAGUGCGCCCGUAACGAGCAGGAGCAGAACCUGGAGGUCGUCCAGAUUGGGACCAGCAUCUUCUACAAGGCCAUUGAGAUGAUCCCUCCUGACCAGGAGCUGCUGGUGUGGUAUGGAAACUCACACAACACGUUCCUGGGGAUCCCUGGUGUGCCCGGGCUGGAGGAGGAGCAGAAAAAGAACAAGCAUGCAGUACCAGGCCCAUGA
Messenger RNA from Suricata suricatta (meerkat), 699 nucleotides. It is a transcript of the gene PRDM12, whose product is annotated as PR/SET domain 12. Gene Ontology annotation, cellular component: nucleus. The record is from RefSeq and is a predicted model, not a curated record. NCBI's taxonomy places the organism in Eukaryota, Metazoa, Chordata, Mammalia, Carnivora, Herpestidae. Gene Ontology annotation, molecular function: histone methyltransferase binding. The transcript is spliced from 5 exons. Bases 1 to 699 code for a protein of 232 amino acids. Gene Ontology annotation, biological process: neurogenesis.